This is a messenger RNA of Chiloscyllium plagiosum (whitespotted bambooshark), 5129 nucleotides long. The record is from RefSeq and is a predicted model, not a curated record. Lineage: Eukaryota; Metazoa; Chordata; Chondrichthyes; Orectolobiformes; Hemiscylliidae.
GCCGCAGGGGUUUCUGGGAGGAGGCGUUCGCGUGUCGGGCCCGGAUUUCACGACUCGCGCCGACUGUGACCGUUGGAGAGAGCGCGUGAGGAGCUCGUGGUUCAGAAUUGGGAAGGAGUAGGGAGAGGUUUGGCCUGGGUGAGAGCGCUAGGACCCGGGGAGGGAGAGCGGGCUGCGAGAUGUCCCGGCUCAUUGUGAAGAACCUGCCGAGCGGGAUGAAGGACGAGCGUUUUAAAACACUAUUUGGUGCCUUUGGAACAUUAACAGAUUGCACGUUAAAGUUCACAAAGGAUGGAAAAUUUCGAAAGUUUGGAUUUGUUGGUUUCAAAACAGAAGAGGAAGCACAAGCUGCUUUAAAACACUUCAAUAAGAGCUACAUCGACACUUCCAGAAUUGCUGUGGAGUUUUGUAAAUCAUUUGGGGAUCCAGGACUGUCCAGACCAUGGAGCAAACACUCGCAGAGGAAUCAGGCUGGGCAAAUUCCAAAAAAGACAAAAGAACAAAGUUGCAAAAGUGAAGGACCAAAGGAUAAACAGAAGAAGUCUGUCAUUGAAAACCUGGAGCACCUGAAGGAAGAUGAUGAAUUUGAGGAAUUUCUGGCAGUACAUCAGAACCGUUCCAAUGUACCAACCUGGACUAAUGAUACUUUACCUGCAAAGAAAAAGGAUGCAGCGCAGUUGGCUGAUUACCUGAACUUUGAUUCUGAAGAUUCUGAAGAAUUGAGUCAGGAGCAGGAGGACACUAUUAAAGAACCAAAAAGCAAACAAAAGCAAACAGAAGAAAAUGUUGCAUUGAGAAAUGAAGUAUCUGACAUGGAUUACUUAAGAUCAAAAAUAGUGAAGGCUGAAGGCGAAUCUGAAAGUGAUGAUGAAUCUGAGGCAGAUGCAGAAAAUAAUCUGAAAUUAUCCACUGAGGGAAGUAGCUUAUUACAUACAGACAGCAAUUGUGAAAGUGGAGAAAAAAAGCAGGAUAACAAACAGAGGGAAGAAACACAACUGGAGAAAAAGAAACAACAAAAUGAACCAACUACACCAUUUACUUUGAAGCUGCGAGGGGCCCCCUUCAGUGUGAAAGAGAAACAAAUACGGGAAUUCUUUGUUCCGAUAAAACCUGUGGCUAUCCGAAUUGUCAAAAAUGCAAAUGGAAACACAACAGGCUUUGUAUUUGUUGAUUUUGAGUCAGAAGGUGAUCUUGAAAAGGCAUUGCAAAGAAACAAAGACUACAUGGGUGGAAGAUAUAUUGAACUUUUUAGGCAGAACAAUGCUCAAACAACUAAACCAGAUAGAAAAAAUGUUGACCCAAAAUGGCUAAAAAGGGAAAAGAAAGAAGACGAGGAGGAAGAGGAUAUCUCUGACUCAGGAAGAUUGUUUGUUCGAAACUUAUCUUAUACGUCGACAGAAGAAGACUUAGAAAAAGUAUUUUCUAAAUAUGGACCAUUAGCGGAGAUUCAUUUUCCUAUAGACAGCCUAACCAAGAAACCAAAAGGCUUUGCAUUCAUCACGUACAUGAUGCCUGAACAUGCUGUGAAGGCCUUUGCUGAAUUAGAUGGGGAAGUAUUUCAGGGCAGGAUGAUGCACAUUUUACCAUCUACAGUAAAAAAGGAGAAGGCUGAAGACAGUGAAACAUCAGGCCUCUCUACUUACAAGAGAAAUAAAGCAGCGAAAGACAAGGCCAGCAGUAGCAGCUCACAUAAUUGGAAUACUUUAUUUAUGGGAACGAAUGCUGUUGCUGAUACAAUAGCAGCAAAAUAUAAUGCUACAAAAAGCCAAGUUCUAGAUCACGAAGGAAAAGGCAGUGUUGCAGUCCGCAUGGCCCUGGGUGAGACAGAGAUAGUACAAGAGACCAGGCAGUUCUUGAUAGAUAAUGGAGUUAGGUUGGACUCUUUCAGUCAGGGUGUUGGGAAGAGAAGUAAAACAGUUAUCCUUGUAAAGAAUAUUCCUGUUGGAACACAAGCGGAAGAAUUGGAGAAAGUAUUUAAGAAGUAUGGAGAUCUUGCACGUGUUUUACUUCCACCAGCUGGCGUAACUGCCAUUGUGGAAUUCCUAGAACCUACAGAGGCAAAACAGGCGUUUACAAAGCUUGCAUAUUCCAAGUUUCAGCAUGUACCACUUUACCUUGAGUGGGCUCCAAUGGAUGUGUUCUGUUCCUCAACCCCAGAGAUAAAAAAACCUGAAGAGAAACAAAGUAAUACAGAUGAAGGUGACCAAGCAAAGGAUGAAAAUGAAGCAGAUAAUUUGAGUGUCAGUGAAGAAGAACAUCUUCCAGGAUGUACUUUAUUUGUGAAAAAUUUAAAUUUUUUGACAACUGAAGAAACUCUGGUGAAGACAUUUGAAAAGUGUGGAUCAUUGAAGAAUUGCAGUAUAUCGAAGAAGAAAGACAAAACAGGUUCUCUUUUAUCAAUGGGAUAUGGUUUUGUGGAAUAUGCAAAAUCUGAGUCUGCUAACAAAGCACUAAAACUGUUGCAGCAUUGUAUGGUGGAUGGUCAUCAACUAGAGUUGAAGAUAUCAGACAGAGCUACAAUCUCUGUGAAUCCAACUAGAAAAUUCCAGAAAACAAGGAAACAAACAGUCUCCAAAAUCCUGAUUCGCAAUAUUCCUUUCCAGACAAAAGUGAAGGAAAUCCGUGAGCUUUUCAGUACGUUCGGAGAAAUAAAGACUGUGCGACUGCCUAAAAAAAUGGGCGGAACUGGUGCACAUAGGGGCUUUGGAUUUGUAGACUUUGUUACAAAGCAAGAUGCAAAGAAAGCCUUCAAUGCUCUUUGCCACAGCACUCAUUUGUACGGUCGACGAUUAGUACUGGAAUGGGCAGACUCUGAAGAUACAGUGGAGACAUUACGCAGAAAGACAGCUGAACAUUACCACGAUUCUCCAAAAAAGAAAAGGCAGUCAGAGAUCCUGGACGAAAUUAUGGAAGAAAAAGACUAGAUAAUUUUAUUUCUUUCAAUGUAAGUAAUUUUGUCUGCAUUUUUGCUCCCUGUUGAUCUUGUGCAAAUAAAAUUCAGGGAAUUUAAUAUUAAGGAGAUUCCUGCGUGUGUGCAGAAAGCAUAUCCUACAGAACUGAAAGACACGUUUAAUCCUUUGAACCUUUUUAAUAUAUUAAUUGUACCAUAUUAAAUUGGUAAAUUUGACACAAAAUAAAUUGUAUUUAUUUUAAUGAAGGAGAUGCAGAAUUUAGAAAAGCAAAAAUAAUCAACUUACAACUACCAUGCCAGAAGCUAAAAUUGUUCUCCUAAGAACUUUUGGAACUUAUUUGUCAUUUAACUUAGUUAAAACAUUGGUCUGGUACUGGAUUGAACAAGAAAGGCAACCAGUUGGGUUGAAGGAUUGUACAAUUAAUUGUGCAAGGAUUGGCAUGGACAUGCAAAGUAGAGUGGGUAAAAUAGAGGGGGAAGGGUAAAUUGAGGGGGAAAAGAUACAACGCAGAAGUAAAUAAAUGCAUGUUUUACAUUGUAAUUUUUAAAAGAUUUCAAAAACAAUUAAAAAGUGUAGGAUUGACAUUGUAUAAUAUUAUUGGUUAAUUUUCCAUGACAGAAAGGUUCCUUCGCCUUAAUUACAAUUAACAUGUUAUAAAAAAUGCUUUGCCUGGAAUAGCUAAGAUUUAACUUUUUGUGCUGAGUUUAGUUUGUAUAUAUUGCACAAAUGCACUAACAUUGUACAAUAGUGAACCACUCAGCACUUUUGUGAUUCUAAUGACUAAAACACCCUUUGACCACAACUGUUUUCUCACAUUUAACUGUGCAUCUGCUCCUCACCUGAAGCUGCUGUGCCAUUUGGGGGGGGGGGAGGAGAGAAAGUAACAGUUUGUGCUGUUUGAUUCAUCAUUAUUCUAACACAAAAAUCUAGACAGUUGAGAUAAGCCUUCAAAUAUGUUGCAAAUAGGUUUUGAAGAGAAACCAGAUGCAAAUUCAGUUUCAAGAAUAUUUAUAAUUUUUUAAAGAAAAUUGAAAUAAUGCAAUAUGAAUGAGAUUAAGUAGAUCCUGAAAGAGCAUACAGUAACAUUUCUAGUAACAUUGCUGAAUAUAUAGCAUAAAGUCAGUGUUGCAUGUAACAGUGUUGAUCACAGAAUUAUUUAAUGAGAACUGAAUAAAAAGUUUUACAUGUGUUGUGAAAUUGUGACAUGUCAAAGCCAAAAACAAAAACUUUAGUUAGUAACGAACUGUCAGGCAUUCCCUGAAGCAGAAUAGUAAAUUCCAUAAAACAUUGCCUGUAUCGAGCUGAAAUUUCAUGCUCGUAACCCAUGAUUAAUCCUGACAACAUUGCCAAAGCCAACCUUGACUCAACUUGUCAUAUGAUCAUGCCAACCAAUCAGAACAGUGUUAGACCACACGAGUACAAUAUCAUGGAGUGCUGGAUAAACUAUCAUUUGACGUCGAGACCUCCCUGUUAAAGAACACGCAAAGCCUGCAGGUAUGAUUAAGUUGGUGAAAAAGUUAAAAGUGUUGUUGAUUGAAAGGAAGAUCAAGUUUGUACAGCAAGUGGAAAACUGUUAAAUGAAAUGGAAAGCAGAUAUCACAAAGAAAUGGAUUGUUUGUCUAUCAUUCUGAAACACAAGGGAAACAACUUGGAACUAUUCAAUGAGCAGAGAGUCUGUCCAGCAUGAGAGGGAGUUAGAGUCUCUGCCUAUCCAGAUAGUAAAAUUCAAGGCAGUCCAAGCUGAGAAUGUUUUCAUCUCCAUUCCAAUCCUGCAGAAAAGAGCAGGGACAUGGGGUUUACCUCAGCCGAUUCAAGGCAAGACCCUGCAUCAUUUUCCACUUGGUAAGCAGUAAGAAUGUGGUCACUCUGGCAGCAAUGACAGAUAAUAGACUCCAAAACCAAAACAGUCUCAUUCACGGCUUAGCAGAGUAUACAUUAUUUUUUAUAAGGUUAGGCUAUUGCAAGAUGUGCACAAAUGAAUAAAGGCAUUCUCCCAGGCUUUACUCAGUUUUCACCUGGAAUUUGAAUCUGUUUUGUUUUGAUAUUUACUAUGCUUCUAGAUAUAAUGGUUACGAAGAGAUACAUUAAUGUGGAAUUUGGUUGUCCUUCACCUAUCAUGAUGCUCUACUUAACAAGAAUUUGAGUGUGGAUCCCCUGGGAUUCAACUCAUUGUGAUGUUCCUAUAUUUGACUAAAUAAAAUCAGGCUUUUCUCAGAA